This is a messenger RNA of Effrenium voratum, 5608 nucleotides long. NCBI's taxonomy places the organism in Eukaryota, Dinophyceae, Suessiales, Symbiodiniaceae. The record is from the annotation of a GenBank genome assembly.
UGUUUUGGCUCAGGCAGAAAGGUUCGGUGUGUUGCUCGCCAUGUCUCACUGCGUUGAUUUUAACGCUUUGGAGCCUUGCCGGCCCCGUUGAUGGGAACAAGCAUGCAAACACAUGCAGAGUCUGGCGGAAAGGCAAAAGCAGCUUCCCCAGACGCCCCAGGCGCGGAGAACCAAACGUUUGAGCCUGAGGCUCCCACGGAACGCACGGCUACGCGAGAGCCGCAGUCCCAGCCGCAGCCUGCGCAGCAAGAGCCAGUGCAGAAAGCAGAGGGACAACAAGCAACAGGAGAGCAGGAGGCAGGGGAUCAGCAACAACAAGGACAGCCACCGCAAGGGCAGCAGAACCAGCAGGAGGAGGCAGAGCAAAAGUCGCGGAAGAAUGAUGACAACUUGCCUUUGCCCACUUGCCACUAUGAAGCCUUGGGCGUGCAGGCCACAGCAACAGAAAGCGAAAUCAAAAAGGAAUACUAUAAGUUGUGCAGACGCGUUCAUCCGGACAAGAAUGGUGGAGAUCCGAACGCCACUGCGCGAUUCCAACGUAUCUUGGAGGCGUAUCAGAUACUAUCUACGAAAGACAAACGUGCGGAGUACGAUGCCCGGAUCUUUGUCAAGAAGGUAUUCCAAAGACUAGGCCUGGCCGUCGAUGAGAGGGUGGUUACAUUUGUCCAACGCUGCUACUGCGUGGAGAAGGUCCAGGUAAUUGAAAAGCAGGUGGAUCGACGCUUGGUUGAGCGGCUGACCGCAAAUACGCCGUAUUUGCGGCAAAUGAGCGGCGCCGACUUCUACACGAUACACAGCGCCACAAUCGCCUCAGCUGUCGUUCUCAUCGCCGGCCUCCCAGGGUGCGUGGAGAAAGGGAUUGGACUUUUGUCCAACUUUGUCAAGGAGGCAACAGGACAGCAGGCGCCUGCUGAUGGGCUGAUUCUCAUUGUGCCGCGGGAUGCUACAAAUCGCAUCCCUCAAAUGGCGCAAGUCUUUGCAACAUUGAAUUGGCAAUAUGGAGCACAGUUGGUCCACGCUGAUUUGGAUCGCAUUGUCAUUCGGGGUGCGCGCUUGCCAGCUGUAGUUGUUCAUCUUCAGCAGUAUUUUGAUUUUCGCGCACGUGUCCUUUUCCCAACUGGACAUGAGCUCGAUGCAUGGCAGUACGCUCAUUAUUGCGAGCAGAACAACAUUUCUGGAGGCUUGCUCCCCCAGGCAGAACCAGAGGCGGCAACAGUUCGAAAAUUGUUCUUCUACGUUCUUCAGAUGCCGCCCUCCACACCAAUCGCGCUAGUUUCUCUUGCGGUGAAAGCUCUUACAACCGUGCCUCGGCUUACCACUGCAAUAGUGCGUGCGGCAUCAUCGGUGCCCGUUCAUUCCGAGUUCAGCUCACUGAGCCCCAAAGCAAGUGCGCCGGUGAUAUGUGCUUUUCACAGAUUGCUCACCACCUCACAACUUUCCUCAUCGGUACAUCCACGAUUUGCGAGCUUGCCUCAACUGAAAAGUCUUCAGGCGAUCGGCCCCUUCCUGGAGGAUGCGAAGGAAAGCUUGCUAAUCCGAUCUAGGGGAUAUGUCGCCGCAAAAGAGGCUGUUCCGGAUGACGAUCAGUGGCAUGGCUGGGAAGACAUUUUGCGCCCUGAUGGCAGUCUUGCUUUGUUCUGGAAAGACCUUCGAAAGAAGAUCCAAGAAAGGAGCAAGACGAGCAAAACAUUCGAGCCACCACCUGCAGAGUGGCACACGGUGCCUGAGAUCGUGAGCAUGGUUCUGGAGAAAUGUACGGGACCAGGCCUGGAAGUAGAUCCAAAGAAAGGGCUGCGCAGGAAGAAGCUGGAGACACCUCGAGCCACCAGCGCGGCAAGCCCUCCUCCGCCAAGAAACGUGGAGGUAGCUGAGGCCGCUGAGGUGAGUAAGGAAGAAGAGGAGGAGACACUCAUAGAGCAUGCUGAAGAUGUGAUUCUAGAGCUGAGCAAGGAACGUGACCCGGCAGCAUACCAGGAGCUCGGGAUGGUGACCUUGCAAACGCAGAAGCGGUAUACAGAGCCCUCGAACCGUUUGUCCAAGAAAUGGUACGAGCAGCACAAGGCCUCGUUUGAUGUCAAAAAGGUAGGAGCAAGUGAAACCAGAGUAAGGCUAUGUCAGACUGCGCAGAAACGCGCAGAGAUGAGGGCUACAGAACGUCAGAAUGAGGGAAAGCGACGUUGGGAGCUGAACACGUUGGGUGUCGUUUUGCCCAAGCUUGCGCCGGAUAGCUUGCCGCGUAUGCUGUGCGAGCGCGAGUUGGCUGGGCUGUUGGUCCUCAUGGGAGAGAGGUCCUUUCCUCCAGGCUUGGCCUCUAGCGUGUUAAGGCGCCUAUGCCGAAGGAGCGACGGCACGGCCAAGUCGGAGCAGUUUCUGUCAGCCAUUGCACCGUUCAGCAGUGCGCAGCUCAUGCGCUCAAUCGUAGCAUGUGAGAGAAUGCAGCAGGAGCCAAAGGAGCAAUGGGAUCAAGAGUCGCUGACAGUGAUGAUGACCGCUGCAGCUCGAGACAUGCAUGAUCAGCCGAGUCGCUUUUGUGCUCCGCUGCAAAGCGUCAAGAGCUGCGUCCUGGCCAGUGGUCACAAGCCCUUUGUUGACUUGUUCAGGCAGAGGACUUCGGAUCAGGAAAAGGCACUUCCGACCUCGGCUGCAUUGCGCUUGAAGAUGGAGCUGGUACAGGAUGGCACGUGCGUGCUGCCGGGGUACAGCAGCUUCAGGUAUUUUGGUGAGCUUUGUGGUGCUUUAGCAACCCUGUAUGUGCAGGUGCGGAACUCCUUGUGCCAAAGUUAUUGCGAAGAAGUGCUUUCGGCCUUUGACAAGGUUGCUGGUUGCUGCAGGGAUUGGGGCAAUGGGGCUCCUGCGCACCAUCGAGGACUCCAGCGCUUGGCAUACUCAUUCGCAGUGUUGGGUGAUGUUGCCACGGACAAGUUUGCAACGGCUUGCAAACUUGGCUUGGAGGGUAUUGGAAGAGUCCUUUUAUCCUGCGAGAUGACGGAAGAAUCUGGAUGGAACACCGAGGAUCUAGCAGUUCUUGCAGUGGCCUUCAAGAAGUGCCCGGAUGAGAAAAUCUAUGGCAAGCUUGCGGCCGCAGCAGCAAUGCUGGCAAACGCCAAAACUGCGGCGCUGCCAAGGGAGCACGUUGCGAAAUUACUUGGAGGUUUUCAUCAAGCGGGUUAUGUGCAGAAGCUGGACAAUUUCUUGAAGCCUUUGCAAGAGGUGGCGUGGUUCAAGAAGAACGUAUCCGAUGCGCAAGACAAGGAGCUGCCUGGGCUACUAGCAGGCCUUUGCCGAGCGCAAGAUGCAGACGGCCUAGCAGCCCUUGACCAGAUCCUGCAGAAGGACAACAGCAAAGAUAUUGCCUUGAACACCCUCAUUUCCAUGCUCAAGGGGCUCUCCGGCAUCUCCGGCCUGAAGGUCGCCGGGCUCAGAAGCACUCUUCUGAAAACCGCCGUCGCUGCGACAAACAGAAGCAAACAUCCAGCCACUGACGACGUGGAGAUGCUGGUGCAAGCCUGCGCGGAGGAUGCAGUAGCUUUGCGCAUGCUUAAGGAACUUAUUUGCAACCGACGCCGGCUCGAGAACAUCCCCAAGCCCGACGUAGGAUGGAAGGAUCUCGCCACGUGCUUCAAGAGCAUUCUUGGCCCCUUCGCCCGCGCCAAGCAGCGGGUCCAGCGUUUGGAAGCUGCGUGCGGCGCACGGAUGAUGCAAGCUUUGGACCAAACCAGCGCAUCACAUUCUGGAGACGACCUGUUGACCGCAGCGUCCCAGUUUUCCGAAGAUGCUUUAGCAUUGAUGCCAACGCUUGUGGAGAAGAUUGCGCUGGUGCUUGGGAAAGCUGCGCCUGCAAAGAGGCCUAGUGAAGAUUUGACCACCCUAAUCCAGCUGCUGGUGAAGGCCUUGCAGGCCCAGCCAGAGCUGGGCGAUGAGCUAGACACGUGGAUCGAGCAGAUUGAGGCCUUGCUGUUGGAGGGUCCAGCAGAGCGUCGCUUGGACCAUGUGCAGAUGCAGCUGAUGGGCAAGGAGCACAAGAAGCUACGGGAAGAAUUGACGGAUGCGCUCGGGUCGAGUUGGCUCUCGAUCGUUCUAGUCAGGAGCCGCCGCAUGGCCUGGUCCGGUGGCCAAAGUAUCCGCCUUGAAGCACCCAGGCCAAAGGCAGCCCUUCGCACUCCAGAGCUUGGCGCUCUGGUUCCAGAGGCCCUCAAGCUGCAGCCAGAACCCCCUCUCAAGUCUGGCGCCGCGCGAGGUGCACACCGAUCACGCUCCCGCGAGGGAGCCCGAAAGGCAGAGCAAAAGGCUUCAAACGCAAGCCCUCACGAGACGAAACCGAAAGCGGCAUCCAAGCCAGCUUUUAAGCCCGCGACUGCUGCAACGGCUGCACCUGCCCCUGAGACGCGGCCCAAGGCAAACGCCAAGGCCGCAGCUUCUCCAGUGUCUCUCAUCGUGAAAGGAGGCACGCAUCAAGGCAUGGCGAGCACCGUCCAGGGCAAGUACCGCAAAGAAGGGUCAAACCACAAGAGGCCAGUUUUCAAGCGAGUUGAGCUAGCCACGGAGCCAGUCUCGGAGAAGGUUUUGAUUUACUAUUGGGAUGACCGGGAUGGUUCGGAUGGCCAAGGGUGGUGGUUUGGAGCGGAGGUGGGAGGCCAGAAUGCUUAUCUUUACAAUGCAGCUGACGGCCCUCUACCGCCACCGACUGGAUGGUUAAUUCUCUCGACCGACGAGGUGGAUCCCGAGCUGCAAGUCUCUGUGACUACGCGCCGCCCACCUGGCGCUGCUCCAAAGGGCAAAGCCAAGACGGACCUUGAUGCUGGCCCUGGACCGCUCUCAAGCGCACCCUUGGCGUUUGGUGAGCCAAAGGAGCCUCUGGAAGCCACGGCUGCGUCAAAGCCGGGAUCAAGGGAGUCCCCCGACGUUCCGCCUGCAACUUCGGCGCCUGCGCCCCUCACACCUCCUGCGCCGUGUGCGCCUGCGGUCCCUGUGGAUCCCUCAGCCGAGCCGGAGUCAAAGCGGGCAAGGACAGAUGGGCCGGACGGGCGGCAAGGGGAGCUUUGGAAGUGGCUCCAAGAACUGGACUGCGGCAAAGGCCAAAUGUUGCGGUACUUUGACGUUUUAGCACAAGAGUUCGAUGCGGACUUGCGGCAAAUUGCUGCUGCAAAAGUGGAUCGCGACCCCAGGGAAGGCUUGUUGAACACGGUGGAGCCAUCUUUCUGGGAAGCGGUGCAAGUCGAGAAAGCUGGCCACAAGAUGCUUUUUGCCCGAGGGAUUGCAGCAUUGCAAUGAGCGGCUGGGUUGGAAUGGUGUGGCUUGACUGCAUGUGCAAUGAUUGACGCUGCCCUAGCACUGCCAACAAUUGUGAGUCAAUGCUGCAAGCGUCUAGGAACACAAGAUGCACCUUGCACGAGCUCGUGCAAGAAGCCAGUAGAAUCAAGCUUAUUUCCUGGCACAAUGACCUUGUUUCAGGUGCCAAGGCGAAGCCUUGUGAGCAGUUUGCAACUGGCGAUUUGCCACACAGGUGCAUGUUUGAAUUGCCGGCAUUGGAGCUAGGGGCACUGAGAGUGCCCGAGUGGCUUGUCAAUGCCCGCCGGCUUCUCAGCCAUUUCCAUGCGCAGCCGAUGCG